Panicum virgatum (switchgrass) is the source of this 1748-nucleotide messenger RNA. RefSeq names its product myricetin 3-O-rhamnoside 1,2-glucosyltransferase UGT709G2-like. The transcript has a single exon. Bases 112 to 1572 code for a protein of 486 amino acids. Gene Ontology annotation, molecular function: UDP-glycosyltransferase activity. Lineage: Eukaryota; Viridiplantae; Streptophyta; Magnoliopsida; Poales; Poaceae. The record is from RefSeq and is a predicted model, not a curated record.
CCAAGGGCCCCUUGACCCCAUCACCCUAGCUCAGCUCAGACACCCACCACCACCCUCCCUGCAUAUACAUCCUCCACCUGUUGUCACCCGUCGAGCCUCAAUCAACCUCCAAUGGCUGUAGCUGCGGUGCACGUGCUUGUGUUCCCAUGGCCUCUGCAGGGACACAUCAACACGUUUGUGCCGUUCAGCAAGGCCCUGGUCAACUCCGGCGUGCACGUCACCUUCUUGCACACCGACCACAACCUCCGCCGGGUCCGAUGCACGGCGGCGGCGCCACGCCUCCGCUACCUGUCAAUCCCGGACGGCCUCCCCGACGACCACCCCCGCUCGGUGGGCGACAUCUUCACGCUCAUGGAGUCCAUGUCCACGACGGGCAGCGCCGCCUACCGCGCGCUGCUCCUCUCGCUGCUAUCCCCCGGCAGUGGCGGCGAGUUCCCACCGGUGACGUGCGUCGUGGCCGACGGCAUCAUGUUGUUCGCCAUCGACAUCGCCGAGGAGCUCGGCGUCCCGGCGCUCGCCUUCCGCACGGCCAGCGCUAAUAGCUUCUCGGCGUACCUCGCCGUGCCCAGGCUGCUGGAGCUGGGCGAGACGCCGCUCCCCGUAGACGACCCCGUGCACGGCGUCCCCGGGAUGGAGGGCUUCCUGCGGCGGCGGGACCUUCCACGCCUCGCCCCUGCCGCCGACGGCCACCCCACGGAGAGCGCGGCGGCGGCCGGCGUGCACCCAUUGCUGCUGACGAUGGCCAAGGGCAUCGCCGACUGCGGCAGGGCACGGGCGCUGGUGCUCAACACCGCGGCGUCCCUGGAGGGCUCGGCGGUGGCGCACAUCUCUCCGCACAUGCGCGACGUCUUCGCCAUCGGCCCGCUCCACGCCAUGUCGUCCUCCGUGCCGGGGCCGGCGGCGAGCCUGUGGCGCGAGGACGAUGGCUGCGUGGCCUGGCUGGACGGGCACGCGGACAGGUCGGUGGUGUACGUGAGCCUGGGGAGCCUCACCCAUAUCUGGCACCACGAGUUCACGGAGUUCCUCCUCGGGCUCCUCGCCACGGGCUACCCUUUCCUGUGGGUGCUCCGGCCGGACAUGGUCGGCGCCGCCGAGGAGGCGGCCCUCCGGGGAGCCGUGGGAGACGGCAGCAAGGUGCGCGUCGUGGAGUGGGCGCCGCAGCGGGACGUGCUCCGGCACCGCGCCGUCGGGUGCUUCCUCACCCACUCCGGGUGGAACUCCACCAUGGAGAGCAUCCUGGAGGGCGUGCCCAUGGUGUGCUGGCCCUUCUUCGCCGACCAGCACAUCAACAGCCGGUUCGUCCACGCCGUCUGGCGAGCGGGGCUGGACAUGAAGGACGUGUGCGACAGGAGCACGGUGACGAGCAUGGUGACGGAGGCCAUGGAGUCCAGCGAGAUCAGGCAGUCGGUGCAGGCGCUGGCGCAGCGGGUGAAGAGGGAUGUUGCCACGGGGGGGUCGUCGGACGCCGAAUUCAAGCGGCUCGUCGGUUUCAUCGCCGAGCUCAGCGCGACGCCCCGGCACCAAGCCCAGACUCCAGUUAUUACCAACGGUGAUGGCAGGCACCAAGAGUGAAGACACAAGGCUUGCCUUGGAAGCUGCUCGUGAGAAAUAGUACAAAUCAUUUCCUUGGAUUACUACAUGUAUUUGAGAGAGAGAGCAAGUACGAAAGUGAUAUCCUAUUUUAUGGCCAGUAAAAAUUUGUUUGAGAAUUGAAAACAACAAAGACUAAGAAAAAGUCCAUUGUCCUC